AUGGAGUGGUUGGAUCUGCUACCUACAAUCGACAUGAGCUUUGACAAUUUGAUCCAUCACAGUUUGGGGUACCAUCACGACAGAGAAAAUGUUUGUUCUGAGCUGAGAGAAGCCGCUCCAAAACUACACGUGGUGGUGCAUCAGUGUGGUUUUUACGAUAGUGGCAAACUUAGCUAUUCUCAUAAAACCAUAUUCUUUCCGUGGAAUUCUCGUGCGCGAUUACGUAGAAAAACACUUCAUUGCGCUAUUAGUGCAAUCCCGGAUUCGUGGAAAGCAACAUGCACUUAUUUAUUUCCUCAUUCAAGACCACUGCGAUGCAGCAAGGCGGACUCUUCUCUUUCGUUGAGUCAGUUGUAG
Messenger RNA from Necator americanus (New World hookworm), 357 nucleotides. RefSeq lists its product as uncharacterized. The transcript is spliced from 3 exons. NCBI's taxonomy places the organism in Eukaryota, Metazoa, Nematoda, Chromadorea, Rhabditida, Ancylostomatidae. The record is from RefSeq and is a predicted model, not a curated record. The coding region runs from base 1 to 357 and encodes 118 amino acids.